AUGUCGAAACAAUCUGCUUUAACACCCAUCGUCGUCUCAAAGGACGACUCAACUUCAUCCCCCAUGAAAGCUAGGGUUACUUCCUCUAUUACAAUGGUGGCCCCCUCCGAGGUGGUCCUUAAUGUAGUUCCUUUGUCAAUGCUUCCAUGCCCUGUCCCUAUUCACAAGAAGGUAAGAACUUCAUCUGCAAAGAAAGCUAAGGCAACUGCUGUGAGUAAGUCUCCCAAACAAUGUAUUGUUGUCAAGAAAGCUCAUUCUAUGAUAAGUCUUUAUGUUGAACCCUUUCAAUAUGCUAAUGUUGAAUCUAAUGUCAAUACUUCUACUAAAGAGGCUAUUGGGUCAAAACAUCUUAGUAGAGUGGAACCCUCUGCUUCAUUUGUAUCGGAAAAGGUAAACCCUAAUGUGAAUGAGGCCAAAAAAGUUUCCAUUGAUAAAAGUAUCCGCAGGUUAGUGGCUACUGUUCUGAAGGAAACUAGGUCUGGUGAUACGCCUGAUGUUACAACAUCUUUGCACCAAGCUGAGCAUCCAGCUGAAACCAUCCCUGAAAACCCUAUUGGUGGUUGUGAUAAUGACUCCAUCUCAACUGAGUAUGAUAAAGAUGUGUCUCCUGAUAACCUUGUGUCUAUGACUGUUGAGGAGAAGCAGGAUGUGUCGGGUGAGGAGGAAAACCCUAGUAGAAGGAAAGAAAAAUAUAUUAUCAUUGUGAAUAUUGAUGAGUUGAACUCGGAUGAAGAAACCAUUGCUAAGAAUCUAUCCCCUGAUAUUGCCAAGAGGAUGAAGAAUAGAAGAAUCAAGGCUGUGAUGAAUGAAGGAAUGCCCUCUAAGAUUGCCAAGAAGAAAGAUGUUGUUGGUCCCACCAAAAUAUGGAGCAAAGUUGGGGCUCCUACUAAGAAGAGGAAGGAGAUAUCUUAUAGUGAAUCUAAUUAUGAUGUUGAACAUGAUGUCCAGGACAUCAUCCCACAGAAGAAAGUAGCGGUGAGAAAGAUACAUGUGAAUGUUCUUAAGGUGCCUUUAGAUAAUAUCUCAUUCCACUCUAUUGAUAAUGUGGAGAAAUGCCAGAGAAGGCUAGCUCUAGAAAGGGAACUUGGACAAGAUGCACUUAAGUGCAAGGAAGUUAUGUAG
Molecule: messenger RNA, 1122 nt
Organism: Lathyrus oleraceus (garden pea)
Lineage: Eukaryota; Viridiplantae; Streptophyta; Magnoliopsida; Fabales; Fabaceae
Exons: 1
Coding region: 1-1122 (373 amino acids)
Source: RefSeq, a predicted model, not a curated record